Messenger RNA from Python bivittatus (Burmese python), 6299 nucleotides. RefSeq names its product cyclin dependent kinase 14 (gene CDK14). Gene Ontology annotation, biological process: protein phosphorylation. NCBI's taxonomy places the organism in Eukaryota, Metazoa, Chordata, Lepidosauria, Squamata, Pythonidae. Gene Ontology annotation, molecular function: ATP binding; cyclin-dependent protein serine/threonine kinase activity; cyclin binding. Gene Ontology annotation, cellular component: cytosol; nucleus; cytoplasm. The record is from RefSeq and is a predicted model, not a curated record.
CAGGGAGGGUAAGCCGCGCGGCGGCAACCACUUCUUGCGACGUCGGCUGUCCCUCUGGUGAUCCGCCGGGCGUCGCGUUGUCUUGGGGCGCUCGCCCCGCCGAGCCCGAUGUGCGACCUGCUCGACUCGCAGCAGCCGGCGGAGAAACUUAGCAAGAUGAAAAAGUUACGGCGAACUUUGUCGGAGAGUUUCGGCCGACUAGCCUUGAAGAAAGAUGAUAAUGGCUUUGAUGAGAUAUGUGUCACAAAGAUGUCCACACGGAACUGCCAAGGAAUGGAUUCUGUGAUCAAACCCUUGGACACAAUUCCAGAAGACAAAAAAGUCAGAGUUCAGAGGACACAGAGCACUUUUGACCCAUUUGAGAAGCCAAAUAAUCAAGUAAAGAGAGUCCAUUCAGAGAACAACGCCUGUAUUAACUUCAAAACUUCAUCUACUGAGAAGGAAUCUCCUAAAAUCAGACGGCAUUCCAGUCCUAGCUCUCCAACAAGUCCCAAAUUUGGAAAAGCGGAUUCUUAUGAAAAACUGGAAAAACUAGGUGAAGGUUCAUAUGCUACAGUGUUCAAAGGGAAAAGCAAGGUAAAUGGAAAGUUAGUGGCACUGAAAGUGAUAAGACUUCAAGAAGAAGAAGGUACUCCAUUUACAGCUAUCAGAGAAGCGUCUCUCUUGAAAGGUCUAAAACAUGCUAAUAUUGUGCUGCUUCAUGAUAUCAUCCACACAAAGGAGACAUUGACACUGGUAUUUGAGUUUGUGCACACAGAUUUAUGUCAGUACAUGGACAAACAUCCUGGAGGACUUCAUCCAGAUAAUGUGAAGUUAUUUUUAUUUCAAUUGCUGCGAGGACUUUCGUACAUCCACCAACGUUACAUUUUGCACAGGGAUCUGAAACCCCAAAAUCUUCUGAUCAGUGACACUGGGGAGUUGAAACUGGCAGAUUUUGGACUUGCAAGAGCUAAAUCUGUUCCUAGUCAUACCUACUCUAAUGAAGUGGUUACCCUUUGGUACCGGCCUCCGGAUGUUCUCUUAGGCUCAACAGAAUAUUCCACUUGCCUUGAUAUGUGGGGAGUUGGUUGCAUUUUUGUGGAAAUGAUUCAAGGAGUUGCUGCUUUUCCAGGAAUGAAAGAUAUUCAAGAUCAGCUUGAAAGAAUAUUUCUGGUUCUGGGAACCCCAAAUGAAGAGUCAUGGCCUGGAGUUCAUUCUCUACCACAUUUCAAGCCAGAUCGCUUUACGCAGUACAGUGCUAAAAACCUUAGGCAAGCCUGGAAUAAGUUAAGCUAUGUGGAUCAUGCAGAGGACCUGGCUUCCAAAUUACUCCAGUGUUUCCCAAAAAACAGAUUGUCGGCACAAGCAGCUCUGAGCCAUGAGUACUUCAGUGAUCUUCCCCCACGGCUAUGGGAUCUAACUGACAUGUCUUCUAUUUUUUCUGUACCGAAUGUAAGGCUACAAGGAGAAGCUGGAGAAAGCACGAAAACUUUUGGGAAAAAUAUUUAUGGCAAAGGUCAAUCACAUGUUAAGCACUGAAGAGCAUUUUGAUUUCCUACAAAUUGUUGAGGAAUUAAGAUCACCGGACUAGAGGAGAGAAAAAACAAACAAGAUAGUCAACAUUAUAAAGACACCAUUAUCUGCUUCCUUUCUAACUGAUGGAUUUCAAUCACAAGAAAAAUUAUGCUGACAAGAUCUGUUUCCCCACUCCUUCUCAGUUUAUUUAAAGUACUGCACGUAUUUUGAUACUUUGUGAUUUGAGAGACAUUUGUGAAGAUUAAGCUAUUUGCUUUAUUGAUAUGUGGCAUAUUUGGCUUUUUUCCUUCUUUCAAUCUUUUGUGUUGGACUUUACUGGCUUUUUUUCACUGCAGUAUAAUACCUUUGUGAAGAUAUUUAAGUUUCACCAGCAAUGUCUUAAAUAUAGUAAGGCAACACCUUUGGUGUUCACACUUCCUUCAUAUUAUCUGUAGCUAAAAGACAGUCAUGGCAUGAAACAAUGUAUGUAUUCAUUGAGAGAUCCCACUCAUUUCACAUUUAUCAGAAUUCUAAGCUGAACAGGUUACAGGUUGGUUGUGACAGUCAGUGUCUUAUAAUUUUGCUCAUUUUUUAUUGCUAGGAAAUGUAAUGUUCUUUAAUUUAACCAUGGCAAUAAAUGCAUCUUAGUUAGAAUUUGGGCACUCUGCCUGUUUUGCAUAAAGUGGCAUAAUGGGCACAUAUAUAUUCAGAUAUUCUAGGCCCUUGUUAGAAAAGGGAUUUUUACUGUUCUACUGUUUUUGUGAUUCCAUUUUAACUUGUUCGUAUAUCUUGGUUCAACAAUAUUUUCUAAGAAGAAAACUAGAGAAGAUGAAGGAAAAAUGAGUUUACAUUUGGAUAAGCACUAUGAUAUAGAAACACUAGUUGCUGAAUGAGCCAUUAAAAAAUGCUAGCCUUGAAUAACCAUCCAAAUUACAAAUAUUUUCUCUUCCUAACCAAAGCACUCUUCCAGUUAUUUUUCUAUGAUAUUCAAAUGGUAGAAAAAAAGCACUAAAUAAUGCAUCUUCGUAAAACUGAUUUUCCCCUGUAAAUUGUUAAUUGUGAACUAAUAGGGGAUUUCUAUUCUCCCUGUCUUAAUGGAGGGUGGAAGGGAAAUGGAAGGCAGUGACUAGAUUUGCCUGCUACAUAUCAUUCCUAAUAUGACUAAUCGACUUUUAUUUUAGGAGAUGGGGAUGGAGCAAAUCCCUCCAAAAUAAAAGAGAAAUAUGGGUGGGGGGAUUUCUCAACUAUUUUACACAACCAAGAGAGCUACAUUGCCUCCAUAGUAUAACAGAUGCCUAAGAUUAUCUAUUUUUUGUAAUUUGAUUAUGGCAUCUUAAUGCUUUCAUAGAUAAAAGAUGGAAAACAGGGAUACAGGGAUCCAAUUUAUAGUUUGCUUUUGCUCCCUAAACUGAAGGCAUCUUAUUACUUGGAUCUGGCAAAUACUUGAUUUUGCAAAAUACUAAUUUUUAACAUAAGGCAGCCAUUGUCAAUAUGAUUUUGCUAUUACACUAUUCUCAACAAUUAUAUAUAAAUUAAAAUAUGUGUUUCUGUCCUGCCUGAAUAAGCUUUGCCAUCUUUCUUUAAAACUUUAUCAAACCAGUUUUUUAUGUCCUUAGAAACAAGUAAUCACAAAACCCAGUGAAACAUUUUGGACAUAAUACAAAUGCCUUAAUUUUUAUUUGUUUUGUAUGUGGUAUUUUUCAAAUUAGAUCAUAUAUUCAGUUGGCUAUUUCAAGGUGAUCUUUCUAAGAAAAAAAAAAUUCAGCACUGUAGAAGAAAGGGGAGGAAAUUUUGAGAAUUAAACAGAAUUAUCAAGAUGAGGGUAGAUUUCUGUAAAUCUCUGUAAUAGCUUAAAGAGGGAGGGAAGCCGUUUCUCUUCAUGUUAAAUGUAUGAUGGUUUUAUGUAAAGAGUAACUCCACUGAGUUAUUCCCUUCAAUGGGCUAAAUGCCUAGCACCAUAUUAUUCAUAAUAAAUCAAAAGUUUAGGAUGUCUGCUUAGAUUUUGUGAGUUUCUGUUUAUUUUCAAAAAUAGCUCUUGAUGCCAUUGAACAUAUUGGCUAAUCACACUGAAUUAUCUUAUAGAUUGAAAGUAAUUAAUGAAACUUAUUAUAUCAUUUUUAAUAUAUGUUCUUGAUUUAAAAUGGUUGGAAAGGGAGGUUAGGAUUUGGGGGCUGAAAAUCCAUCUCUUUUCUCAGAGUAGAUUCAUUAGCAAUUUACUUUUCUCCACUUAAUUAACCAAAUGGAGGGGCAUCUGUUUAAGCCACAGACCUCUGUAUUUUGGAAUGGGCCCUCCAUAUCCAACCUAUGAUGAAACAACAGAUAAAAAACAUCAGCACCCCCAGUGAGAAUCAUGGGUUGCUCCCUUUGUAACCUUCCCCAAAGUACAUCCAUGAUCCUUCUGCAUUCCUAGAAGUUAGCACAGCCAAAGCAAUCUGCAAAAAAUAAAUCAAAUGAUUUAUUUGAAGUGAUGUUUCAAAACUCAACAGAAGGCAAGCGUUUGAAAUAAUUGUACAUGGAAGAAGAUAUGCAUAAAACACAUGAAAUUUAAAAUCCACACAUAUUUUUCAAUAUUAUAUCUCCAUACUUUAUUUGCCCCCAUUCUUUCCUAUAGAAUCCAUAUUGAAUCCAGUCAUUGUCUUUAUGUAUCAGUCCAAACUUAUACACCAAAAAGAAAAUGGGGCACUGGCAAAGAACCCUAUGUUUUGUUUCUUAAAGUUACUGUAUGGUUUUCUUUGAAGCACUGAAAUUAUAGGAGAAGAUCAAUUACUUGAAGUGGAUACCUGUAAGUUAGUUAGGUUUUAUUAUACUUCUAAUUUUAGUGAUAGUGAAGAGGAAUAAUUAUCACUGGAAUGUAAAUAGAAAGCAGUACAUAGAAAUAAUGUGAUCUCCAAUAUUGUGCAGUGCAAUCAUCAAGCUGCUUGGAAAAAAAAUCAGUGUUCUAUUGUUAUCUAUCUAAACCUCUGACUUGGAAAAUUGUAAUUAUUAAUUUUUAUUUUCUGUUCCUUUUUAGAACACAAUAGAAACCUGCACAGGUUUUACCCUGAAAUAUCUUCCAGGUUAUAUCCAAAAUACAGAUACUUCUUUCAUCAUGUCCUACAAAGCCAUUUAAUCACUCGUAUUCCUUUGUGGAUCAGUUAAGCAAAACCAUAUAACUCUUAUUCUAGAGACAGAAAGGCAAUUCUGAAUGGCUUUGAACAAUGCAUAACAUGGGAUUUUACAUACUGCAACUACCUCCACUGUCAGUUGUGCAUGAGGUUUGCAUCUAAAACCUGACAGCAAUAGGAGUGAAUUCUGAACACUAAAAGACUCUGCCAUGUCACUGGUACUUCCUAUUUCCCCCAUUAUGUAAUGCUAAUGACUACUCUGAGCCUUUCAGAAUUUCAAUAAGAGCCAAAGCUUAGUGCAGUUCCUGUCCUCUUUCCAAGCACUUCAAAUUCAAGAUUACAUAUUUUCAGUUUUCCACAUAUAUGUUAAUUGUGGCCUGGUGUAUAUGUUACUGAAAUCACAUAUCUGCUGUUUUUCCAUAACUUCCUUAUUUUUCCAGUAAGACUUGAAUGAUUAAUUGCAUGGAGUCUUAGCCCAUUUGUAAAUACUACCUAUGCAAUCUAACCAUUCCACAUAAUAGUUUCUUUCAAGUGCUAUCAGAGUGGCCAGGGAUCUAGUGGUGGAAUAUGGCAGCAGUGGAAAAAACAAGCAUGCUGCUUUAAUAAUGUAUGGAUUGGACCUCUGUGGUUGGUAUGAGAAGCAAAAUUGCUUUCCAAUUACAUCCAGUUCUUUUAAUUGAACUCCUCCUUAUUUUAGAGGGCUUCUCAGUGAGAAGAAAGGGAAUAAUUUUGAAACUGUAAGAAGAGAAAACAGCUUAUAAUGAAAGAUAAGAGUAACUCCACUAUAUGAGAAAUGGAGAAAUGGUGAUAGAAAUUAGGUCUACAGGGUUUCCAUUACCAAUGUUAUGUUGGAAAUUGGUUCAAUAGGUGAGUCCUACAGAACAGCUCAAAUGUGCAAAAUACCUGGGCCAUUGUAAAAAAUGCAUACGUUGUCUUUUAGGAAUAAGGUUAAGCAAGCACAGGAAAUAUUAAUAAACGAUGGUUGGAGAGUCUUUGAGACCAGUCUUCCUUUCAAUAUGUGGCUGAGCUUUGAAUAGACAUUUCCUAUUUGUUCUGAUUAACUAAGGAGAAACGUUGCUCCUCGCAGCAGUGAAGGCAAUGCAAUCUUUUAAAUGCACACACAUACAUGCACAUAAAUGUAUGGUGAAUAUAGAGUAUGUAUUUCCAAAAAGUAUAUUACUGUUUUUCUAGCCUAAUAGAAUAAAUUACAUUUAGACUGUACAGAUUCACAUGGAAUAUGGAGACCAUAUAAAUAGAAUUGUGUUUCAUUCUUGACCAUAAUCAUAACACAAAGCUUUUUCUCUUGACAAAAAGGUAUGGAGGCACUUAUCUAUGUUGUUGCCUUGCAAUAUUUUUAAAAGCAAAAAUUGAAAGCUUGUAUUAAGAUAUUCCCUAAACGUGGUCUCAGAUCAUACAGUUCUGCAGUGCUAUAUACAAAAUCUUCCCUGGUUGGGGUUCUUUAUAUAAGGCACAAAAAGGUGCUCUUUUUAACAGGGGUUUGGUAAUCAAACAAUGUUAAUAUUAAAUAUGUAUACAUAAUAUAGCCACAUACUUUAACGACAGCUUAGUCAGCAGUAUGGUUGAAUAAAUGUUACAUUGCUUGUAUUCAAUGUGUAAUUUGUCUUACUAUGAACAGUGUAAUGGUUUGUCAAGUGUCAAUUGUUUUCAUUUAAUAUGAUAUUUAAUAAAGUGUAACAGGAU